Molecule: messenger RNA, 2120 nt
Organism: Marmota monax (woodchuck)
Lineage: Eukaryota; Metazoa; Chordata; Mammalia; Rodentia; Sciuridae
Product: MHC class I polypeptide-related sequence B
Exons: 3
Coding region: 124-513 (129 amino acids)
Biological process (GO): immune response; antigen processing and presentation of endogenous peptide antigen via MHC class I via ER pathway, TAP-independent; antigen processing and presentation of endogenous peptide antigen via MHC class Ib
Cellular component (GO): external side of plasma membrane
Molecular function (GO): signaling receptor binding; peptide antigen binding
Source: RefSeq, a predicted model, not a curated record
AGUGACAGAGUGAGGUCAGUGUUCCUUCACUCAACCACAGCCUCUGCUCAUGCGGUUUUUCAGAGCACUUUGAGUUUUUCGCCACCGGUCCGGUUUGCUGAAGGGGUGGCAGACUCGCGCAGUAUGGGGCUCAGUGGUGUCCGGCUGCUCCCGGCCUUGGUUGUCCUCUGUGCUCCCGUGAGUGCCGCAGUUGGAGCCCACAGUCUUCAUUACAACCUCAUAGUGAGAUGUCAAGGUGGAUCUGUGCUCUCAAGGUUCUUUGCUCAGGGUCGCUUGGAUGAUCAGCCCUUCCUGUGCUAUGACAGUGAGAGAGGCAGCGUAGUGCCCUGUGCACUAUGGGCAGAAACAGUCCUGGGACCAGAGACUUGGGACACAGAGACCCAGGACUUGUCAGAGAGUGGCAAGAAUCUUAGAGUGACCCUAGCAGAUAUCAACUUCCUGAAAGAGGAGAAAGGAGAUAGAAGAAUGACCUGGCUGACAUCAAUGUCCUGCAAAAGGUGCCAGAUGAGCUGACCCUAGCCAGAGCUGAACUGGAGAUGCUGACUGAGAACCUGACGGAAGACUUGGCCUAUCUGAAGUAGAAUCAAUCAUGAGGAGGCCAAAAUUUAAUUUUUUUCCUCCCAGACCUCAAAAUUAAAACAUCAGGUUUGCAAAUUUGGAGAUAAAACACGACCUGUGUAAGUGGCCAUUUGUUUUGGAUGUGCCCGUGCAUGUAUAUUGCUGCUACUGUUGUUUUUAAUGGUUCUUACUAAGGUUUAAUUAAUCAGAGACACAUUCUGAUUUUGUCAUUUUCAUUAUAGGUAAUAAAUUAGGUAAUAACAAUUUUAACUCUCUUGAUUUAGUGAUUUUGAAUAUAUAUAUAUAUAUAUAUAUAUAUAUAUAUAUAUAUAUAUAUAUAAUUUCAAAAGUUAGAAAAUAAAGAAGUCUACCAAUAACAUAAAAUGCUAUCCGUGCCACACAUGGCACUCUGAUGGACCACAGUGUAUACCAGUGACUGGUGUAGAGAAUAGACACUGGCAGUAAGUUUUUACACAAUUUUCAGUGAUUCUACCAAUUCUGCAGGAUUAGACACUUCUUGCAGCCCUUGACUUAACAGCUGUAGAUGAAAUCUCUCUAGCAACUUGCAUACCAAGCUUCCCCUUCCUGUACAGACAGGAUAGUGGAUUCUCUAGAAGGAGGGUUAACCAAUCCUUCUGGCCCUUAGACACAGCAUAUAGAGUCCAUGGUCACUUAAAUAUCCUGUGAAAAUAUCUUUAGUAGUUAUUUUGUUGUUGUUGUUGUUGUUUGAUUUAGUGUGCCCAAGAACAUUUACUUUUAUUUGUUUUAAUUAGUUAUAUGUGAAAGUGGAAUUCAUCUUGACACAUCAUACAUAAAUGAAGUACAAAUUCUCAUUCUUCUGGUUGCACAUGAUAUAGAGUUAUUCUGGUCAUGUAAUUAUAUUGUAAUGGGCCAGGCUAUAUGGAUAAUAACCAAUCAGACUCCAUUUUGCCCUGAGACUCCACAUCAUGUAAGAAAUGCUUCUCCCAGGGAAAUCUCCACCUCUACCCAUCAACAGUUGCUUAGCAUAGCAUGUUUGGCAACACAAAAUGUCAAUUCUUAUACAAUGUAAAAGUGUUUUCUUUGUGGUUCCCAUUUUUCUUGGACAGUGUGUUCUGUCAAAGAUUGAUUAUCUAGAUAUUAGUAACCAUUCUUUACCAUGUACAUGACAUUUUUGUCCAUGCUGGGUGAACAAACAACAACAAGAAGUAGUAAUAUUGUCUUUAAAGUUACCAAUGCAGUUUCGUUUCUAGGUCAUCAAACAGUUGUUGAAAAAAUGUGAAUGUCUAUAAAAUGUCUACUAUCCAUUGUUUCUAGGAUUUUUCCUCAAUUGAAAAAAAAAAACUGAUACUGUUCAGUGCACUUCUCUGAUAUCUUUGAUUUUAAAAAUAAGUAAAUUUUAUUUAACAUAUAUAGAAUUAAUUUUAAAUAAGUUUGUUAGAGACAUCUAAUUGGCUUACAAAGUUAAAAUGUUAACUGCUAAAUAUAACAUCAAGUACUCUUGACUCCUAAAUUUUAUAGGGUAACAUACUUAAACAUUAAAUGUGUUUUCCUAAAUUGAUAAAUAAAAGAAUUUAAAAUUA